Molecule: messenger RNA, 2768 nt
Organism: Sebastes umbrosus (honeycomb rockfish)
Lineage: Eukaryota; Metazoa; Chordata; Actinopteri; Perciformes; Sebastidae
Gene: tmprss13a
Product: transmembrane serine protease 13a
Exons: 16
Coding region: 654-2189 (511 amino acids)
Biological process (GO): proteolysis
Cellular component (GO): membrane
Molecular function (GO): serine-type endopeptidase activity
Source: RefSeq, a predicted model, not a curated record
UGCCGCUGGUGGACUCAGAUCCUCUGCCUUCUACCUUGAUGCUUACACAGUACUCUCUCCCCCAGCGGAGAGAACUGAAAGACUUCGUCCUCUGAUCCUCCCCCACCUUAUUGGUCAGGUAGAUGGUGUAUUGGACCCCAAAAGGAAAGAGUAUUUCCAGAAUGGGUUUUUGGUGAACAUAAAUUGUCAGAGUGCUGGAAGUAGCCCACAAAUUGAAGGAGGGAGGCUGCAGAUCACCUAUAGAAACAGAGAGAGGCGGACAGAGAACUGCUGAGUAAAUCGGAGCUGUGGGACGCCACUGAAAUGUCAGAGAUCAUCUGCUGCUGUUCUGACAGGGGACUUUUCUCACGAGUCACUCUGUACAUGAGAAGUGCCCAGUGGCUGCCUGCACAUUGGAAGACUGUAUAUAAUAUCACCCUCUAGUUGUGUUACAAGGUUCAAGUUCCUGUCAUUUUCUGCGGAGAAGAAGACAUUUUGGUUCAGGGCCCUGACAACUCAGCUGGUGUCGUUGGAGCCAUAAUGGAGCUUGAUAUGUGAAACAAGCUUUUGACAGUCUCUGGCUGCCAAGAAAACAGGUCUGGCAGGUGGGAAACUGGUGCACUGGGCACGCCCGCCUAUGUUAGCCAAAGAAUGAAGGUCUGAGAGAAUGAUGGAUGCUGGAAGUGGGAGGUGUCAGGCCAGGAGAGGGGGAGGCAAACCUACCUGUUGCUGCUUGGAUGAAGAACGAGCCCCCUCCUUACUACACCAUUGAUGUGUACACCCUGCCCCCCCUCAAGUCCUAUGACGAGGUGGUGUAUGGCGUGGGUCCGGGCCUGACACCCCCCUCCUAUCCACAUUACGUCCCCCAGAUGUCACCGACUGUUGCCGUUCCCCAAGUUACAAAGUCAAGCAAACCCCCCAGCAGAAAGAGGAGGAGAUGCUGGGAGAGUAAUGCCCAGUGUUACGGAGGGUCAGGGGGAACCUUACUGGUGUUCGGUCUGCUGGCACUGGGCAUCUGGCUUGGAAUUCGUUAUGGCACCCAGUUGGCGACAGCAGCAAUCCUCUACAGUGAUCACAAUAAGGAUAAUAAUGGUAAUAAUGGAAAUGUGGCUUUGCAAAGCCGGGACAUCUGCCCCAACAAUACUGUCCAAUGUGAUGCGAUAAUGGACUGCGAAAUGGGCACUGACGAAACAAACUGUGUGAGGUUUGGCGUGGACGGCAGUCUGCAGGUCAAGACAUCUCAAGAUGGCCGCUUUCUACCAGUGUGCAACAGAGACUGGAACCCGAGCUUCGCCGACAAGACCUGCGCUCAGCUCGGAUUCAGAAGGUCCCAUAACACCAGAGCAAUUAGAUCCCAGUCCAUUGGUUUACAGAUGACCAGCAGCUCGUCUUCAUUUAUACAGGGUCAAGUAAACGUCAGUUCAUCCUGUCCAGACCAGGAGGUUGUUGCCCUGCAGUGUGUGGACUGCGGUCGGCAGCAGUCUACAUCCCGGAUCAUCGGGGGCAGCGUAGCUAAGGAGGGUCAGUUUCCUUGGCAGUUGUCGUUGCACUUCAGAGGAUCCCACGUCUGUGGAGGAGUCCUGAUCUCUCCUGAUUUUGUGCUGACUGCUGCCCACUGCUUCCCAAGAAGCAACCCUUCAGCUCUCUUGGCGGAGAACUGGAAAGUGUAUGGUGGAGUGGUGUCUCUGGACAGACUGAAUGAGCCCAAUCUGGUUAAGAGGAUCCUACUCAGUGAGAUCUACAACAACAAGACUAAUGACCAUGAUGUUGCUCUGCUCAAACUUGCAUCUCCAGUUAGUUUCAAUGCUCAAAUCCAGCCAGCUUGUCUGCCAGCUUUUGACCAGCAAUUUCGCGAUGGAACCAGAUGCUGGACCUCAGGUUUUGGCACCACUGAGGCAGGAUCAGCUAAGAUCUCCCAGGAUCUGAUGGAAGUGUCUGUGGACCUCAUUGGUAGAACAGCAUGUAAUAGAUUGUAUGGAGGCUCCGUGACCAAGAACAUGCUCUGUGCCGGGCACCUGAAUGGAGGCAAAGACUCCUGUCAGGGUGACAGCGGUGGACCUUUGGUGUGCGAGAAAGACAAACGUUGGUACCUGGCGGGGAUCACCAGCUGGGGAGAAGGAUGCGGUGAAAGAAAUAGGCCUGGUGUUUACACCGACGUCAAAAGUGUUCUGCCCUGGAUCCAUAGCAGUAUGCAGCAAAAGAGACCAUGAAGUCCCUCUUUCUACCCUUCCCCAAUGCACCCUGCACUAUGAAGUGAAGAGAUGGGUGGAUUUACACAGAAGAAAUUAAUUGAUGAAGAGAUACUUCGGACAGUAAAGACACACGGGCAAAAGGUCGCUUGGUGGAGUAGCGGCAUGAUCAUUUGCACAACUUGAACACGGGACUUCUCUGUUGGCGUUCUGCAACAUCUAUUCAUUUUAUUCCCCUGUCUCUUUGGUGUCUCACUCAUACAGUACACUUGUGUUUACCUACAUGUUGAGCUUUUAAAGAUGGCUGGCCCUUCUCUUACCUGUUCUGUGACAACGAAACGCAGUCCACUCUACUGUCAUAUCCUUAAUUGGUUAGAUUCUCUUUAAAAAAUGCUUUAUGAUUGUAGAGGUGUGUUUUGUUUUUCUCCUCAGGGACACAUCUCAGGCUUAUCAGUGCUGACUAUUGUUUACCAUAUUAAAGGGACUAUUUGUAACUUUUUACAGGUAUAAAUCUACCGGGUCGGGAUCCCAUGCGCGCUCACAUAUGCUCGCUCGUGUGUGGCUACGCUCUGCUCCUCUGCCUGCUUGCCUUCACUAACA